Molecule: messenger RNA, 1629 nt
Organism: Saccharomyces paradoxus
Lineage: Eukaryota; Fungi; Ascomycota; Saccharomycetes; Saccharomycetales; Saccharomycetaceae
Gene: STP2
Product: Stp2p
Exons: 1
Coding region: 1-1629 (542 amino acids)
Biological process (GO): regulation of transcription by RNA polymerase II
Cellular component (GO): nucleus
Molecular function (GO): RNA polymerase II cis-regulatory region sequence-specific DNA binding; DNA-binding transcription factor activity, RNA polymerase II-specific
Source: RefSeq, a predicted model, not a curated record
AUGCCUAUCUUAUCACUAUCUUCAACACGGAACAGCGUGCUAACAAAGAUAUAUGACUACCUCAAAGCAGUAGUGCAACAAGUGAUUGUGCCUAAUGUAAAAGACGACAAAUCUUCCAAGAGUACUCCUUUCGAAGCUUUAGAACCUGCGAAACAAAGCCAUCCGCAGAAAGACUGCUGUGCUACCAAAAAAGACGAUCUGACUGAUGUGAGCGAAUUAUUUCCCAGACAGAACAACAAACAGUUGAGUCUGACGUCAAAAUCUUCAGUUGUGCCCUGCGCUUUAAAUUUGGAUAACCUGGAAACACCUUUCUCAAUUGAAAUUGACAAGAAUGGCACAGUAAGUACACAUUUGAACUUGGGCGAAACGAUUUCGCGGGAUCCCAGUAGCGGCGAGCCAGCAAAGCUACAGAACGACUUGCUAAGUUCCCCCUUACUUGACGAAUCCUAUAUCAAUAAUGACCAGUACAAAGCCCUUUUCCCCUCGAAUUUCCUUCCUAUUACGCCUAUAAGUAGCGUAAUAACUCCCGCAUCGAAGAAAAGUAUUGAUGAAUCCCCCUUAUCUGAUCACGUUCAAGGAACUGCCGAUGAAUCGUCCGAAACUUUACCAUACAUAUGUCACUAUUGCGAUGCCAGGUUCCGCAUCAGAGGUUACUUAACACGACACAUCAAAAAGCAUGCGAAAAGGAAGGCCUAUCACUGUCCGUUUUUCGAUAAUAGUAUUUCACAAGAGCUGCGAUGCCAUACUUCUGGCGGGUUCAGCAGAAGAGAUACGUACAAAACGCAUUUGAAAUCUAGACAUUUCACUUACCCAGAAGGUAUUAAGCCUCAGGACCGUAAUAAAUCAUCUGGGGUGUGCACACAAUGUGGGGAAUACUUUAGUACUAGUGAGAGCUGGGUGGAAAAUCACAUUGAGGCUGGGAGUUGCAAAGGGCUACCAGAAGGCUAUUCAGAGGGAAUACGAGAAAAGAAGAAGACUUCUAAAAUGAAAAUGAUAAAGACUUCGGACGGUCAGACAAGAUUCAUCUCGUCAGACGAAAGUGUUCUCGAACCGAGAGCGACUCUAAAUAACAUUUGCAUGGAAGCGGCAGUAAUACAGUCCAAAGAACGUCACAAUGACAAGAUCCUGCCGACGAAAACUGAUAAAAAUGAAACUGGAAUCGGCACCCAGUGGUUUGAACAAAAACAAAUCUUAAAAUCCACACAGACUACUCAAUUAAGAGGACCUACAAACAUCCAAAAAUCCAAGGAGCGGCCAAUUAUAUCUCCCCCAAAUCUGUCACCCCAGAAUGCAUCUUCUCUACCUCAGGAAUAUCAAUCAUCAAGAUACGUAUUACAUAUGGAUUCCCCAGCAUUAUCCUCGGCCUCAUCAGCAUUAUCCCCACUUUCAGGCGAUCCGAUCACAACUACAGAAACGAAUAAAUCAUAUCCGCUGGAUUCAGAGCAAUCAUUGUUGGAGCCAGACAAGACCGAGGAAGACUUAAUUAAUCAGCCAAAGGAAAGCAAUAUGAUUUCCAUUAAUGAGAUGUUACAGAAGCAAAUGGACUUUGAGCUUCUGGGUGAGAAUCACUUGAAGGAGACUCAAGACUAUUUGGCUCUUUACAAAAAAGCUAACGGGAUAGAAUUUUAA